AUGUCUGAAGAAAACCGCUGUGAGAUAACUAUCGUAUGGGGCUUUUUAUUUUAAAUUAAAACAUGGAAUUUAACUUUUUUUUCAUGAAAAACACGUACAUCCGUAUUUUACAGAAUUCUUUGAUGUUUUUUCUAUUCGUAAUAUCGCGUUUGUCACAACAUAUGCGCUUCUUACCAUUUUCUAAAUGUAUACAUAAUAAACCCGUUUUUUGCAGCCUUCAAAAUUGAAAUAAUCAGCCCCGCGUCCAUCCAACUCGGCCACCAACAGCUCGCCCAGUUCUGGCCCCAUCUCGACGCGACUUCAACGACGAGUGCCUUAUUGCAACCGCAGGCGGGCCCGGUGCGGGCGGCCGGUCCUCAAACCCCGCUGAACUUCUCUAUCAUGUCCCCCAUCGCCAAAGAUUAUCCGCUGACGUUGAAGAUGAGCGACGAGGACGCUAAUUUAAUCCGUCCGGACAUUGUGCUCGACUCCAGCUCGAGUUCGGCGCCUUUUUCGGGUCGGAAACGACCGAGUAGUGGGUCGGACGAGUACCAGAGCUCCUCCGCGACACCCGUCUUCCAUGGCGAUGACCGUGAAGAGCGGAAUUUUGAUCAAAAUACUCAUCAGACGCGGUUUUUCGAUCAAAAUAUCUUGGAAAAUAGAGAAAAUUGGAUGGACGAUUGUCCGAGAACCCCCUGCAGCGCCGGCUAUCCCACCGACUACGGGAAUGUGCAGGUAAAACAGGAGCGAAACAGUCCCGAAAGCUACCAGAACCCGCGCAGCGACACCCCCAAUGACCCCAAUUACUCGCCCCGUAAUCCGCCGGCAGAUGGCGCCGACUUCGGCCAAACCUUCGAGCCGCUCAAACCCGAGCCCCACACCUCAUCGCCGCGGGGCUUUUCCGGCUAUAUGACCAGCUAUUACGGCGAGCAGCCCUCGAGUUCGGCGAGCUUUGAGGCGACCUCUUCGAAUUUCGAACAAUUCGAGGACUACGGGUACGCCAGCACCUUGAAGUUUGAGGACUUUUCGACGCCGCCCCUCAAAAGCGAUGAGAAUCAGGUCGACUUUUACAUGAACUUGAGCGCUGUGAAGGAGGAGAGCGGGGAGAUUGAGGAGGAGGAGGAUGAUGAGGAUGCACCGUCCUCCUCGUACAUGUAUGGGGAGGGGAAAGUCUGCACUGUUUGUGGCUACAAAUGCCCUCAUAAAAACUAUGGGGUGUAUUGCUGUAAUGCUUGGUAAGUGUGGGCAUAAGUUUUUAAAAAUUUUUUAAAAAUAUGUGCAGAUUUAUGGCAUUUAUGCAAAUUUUUGAAAAUUAUGCAAAUUUCGCAACAUUUUGAAAAAUAUGCGAAUUUGAAUAGUAUGUCGGUUUUUAAGCUUUUUUGAGCUAUUUUAAGCAAGAAUAAAAAGAAUUGGCACAAAAGAAAAAUUUUUAAAAUUAUGCAGAAUUAAUGAAGUUUGGUGGAAAUUUUACCUAGGCCGUACUGAGACUAGUCACUUGAUUUUAGAUUUUCUUUUAGCCGGCAUCAUCAAACAAAGGGCUUUUUAAUUUUGAAAAAUCUCGUUUUUUUUUUGAUUUUUUUCGGUCAAAGCCCGACAAAUUCCCAUUCGACUGUGCGUUUAAUAAAAUAUGUCUUUUUUCAGCGCCGCUUUCUUCCGCCGCACAAUCAAACAGAGCCGAUCCUACGUGUGCGUGAAGGGCCGAAAAUGCCGCGUGGAUUUCGGUGGCCACAAAAGGACCUGUCGCUAUUGCCGCUUCAAACGCUGCGUAAUGGCUGGAAUGAGUAUUGAUUGUAAGUUUUUCAGAGAAAGGAGCAAUUGUGUAAAGAAGUUUUUGGCGAUUUUUUAAAGUUUUGUUUUCUUUGCUAAAAAAUAAACUUUUCACCUUUAGGCCUAAAAUAUGCAAAUUUCUCCAUUAAUUCUCGAAUUUUCAGACGUGAUGACGCGCGCCGACGACUUUAUGAUCGACUCCGCUCCGGACAACGACAUCAUCAAGCAGAUCUCGAGCUGGUUCACCUCCACCUUCGUGAACCGUUUCCGCUCGUUCGAGAAGUCGUUCAGCAACGGGCAGGGCAAGGUGGCGCGCGGCGAGGGCACCCUGAACAACACGUUGCACUCAAUGUUUGUCGAGUUCGACGUAAUGCGCACCUACCUGAACACCACCGGCCUGAGGCGUUACAUCAAGGAGAAGGACGAGGUGGUGCUGACGAAGCGCCUCUUCUACAAGUGGCUCUUCGUGCAGUGCGUGUUCAACACGCUGCGGCACGGCGGCCACCGGCAGAACCGCGUCUACAUGGUCGAUGACAGCUCGCUGCCGCUCGAGGCCAAGUUCCACGAGCAGUACGUGAUGUCGAUCCCGACGAUCAAGAACCCGAAGAUUGUGGCGGCAAGUCAUUAUAACUUGAUUCAGCAGGGAAUGGACGAUGUCUGGAUGUUCCAUCAUGCCAAUGUUGAUGGGAACGACUUUGCCAUCUUCAAUCAUCUGAUUUGCCUGAGGACUAGUGAGUUUUUGACUUGGAUUUUGGGAUUUAGAGCGGAGGUUUUGAAACGAAUUUUUUGAUGACUUAAAAUUUAUAUAAAAUCAUUUACAGUCCGAGAAAUGUACCCGCAAAACAAGGAGAUCCAAACGGAGAUGAACUCCCUCUUCAAGGCGUCCCAUCAGUACUACAAGUCGGUCUUUAAGGACUUCCCCACGAGAAUGGGCAAUCUUGUGCUGUUGAUGAAUGAAUCGGAGGUAAGAAAAUGGGGGAAAUAGCGGAAAUAUCAGUCUGUCGGAAAAAUAAUGAGCAAUGUGUGCUCCGAUAGCUAGUGAAAAUCAAUUUGAUUUUUCCGCGACACAAUUUAUUUUUUUAUGCGGCGAUGCCAUUUUCGAUACGACAGAAUGCUCAUUAUUUGGAUGAUUUUGGAUUACAAUUGACGAUUGGUACAAUUUUCUAAAUGCAGCGAAACUUAUGUGCAACAAACCGCAACGGUCCCAAAAAUAUUUUCCGCUAUAGACGGGUUUUGUUGUACAGAAGUUUUUCUCAGCCCAAAGUCGACAAUUGGGACCUCUGAAAUAAUUAGUUAUAAAGGGGCUUCGUUGUAUGCGGUUUUUUUUUGUGGAAAGAUUCAACUAUAUCAAUCUGUCGGGAAAAUAAUGUGGAUUUGUCGCGUUUUGAAAAUGCCCAUCCUCGCUUUGUGACGGUUAGCCACGUGGUUAUUUGGUGUGCGGCUGUGAGGACGAGAGGCAUUUUGCUGCGAAAAACCCAAAUUAUUUUCCCAACAAACUGAUAUCAGUCUGUCGGGAAAAUAGUGAGCGUAGUAUCUGAUCGUGUCGCUGAAUUAAAAAGCAAUUAGCGACACAAUUCAUUUUCUCGACGGCAAUGCGAUUUUCGAUGCGACAUUAUGCUCAUUAUUUUCCCGACAGACUGAUAUACAAGGUUGAGGAGGUACCCCAAGGACAAGUCUUCAAUCCUUUGCAAAUUUUGAUGACUCAUUAGUCCUUUGAACACUAAAAAAUGUUAUCCAUUUCAGGUGUUCACCCUCAAGUUCAAAGAGUGGGUUGUUCUGAUGACAUUGUCGGGAGUCCGCUCCGCCCUGCAGCAGAUCGAAGACCAUUGGGUGGCACAUGGUAAUUACAACGUCUGCGACGUGUCGCUCAGCUACAUGAAACGCCAAUGA
Bursaphelenchus xylophilus (pine wood nematode) is the source of this 3636-nucleotide messenger RNA. The record is from the annotation of a GenBank genome assembly. NCBI's taxonomy places the organism in Eukaryota, Metazoa, Nematoda, Chromadorea, Rhabditida, Aphelenchoididae.